AUGAGCCUUAAUGCAGCUAAGGUUGCGCCAGAGGCGGCGCCCGGGCGGGAGGCGGGGCAGGAACCGGGGCCAGUAGCGCAGGGGCCGGAGGCGGGGCCGGGGCCGGACUCUGAGAGCCGGCCGCAGCAGCCAGCAGGGCACGGCUCCGGGCCUCUCCAGGCAGCAAAGCCAGAGCGGGAGCCGGUCUCGGCGUUGGGUCCGGGACAGGAGCUCGAGCUGGGCUGGGCGGCGGGGCAGCGCGCGGGGGCCCCGCCGGAGUCGCAGCCGCUGCCGGCGUUGGGGUCUGAGAACGGAGUGUCCGACAGGCCCCGCUGCCACACCGACUGCCUGGCAGCGCCGCUCUCCCGGGCUUUCCGGCGGCUGGGAUGGGAGGUGGGCUCGCACCCCUGGAUCUUCUUGCUGCUGCCCAUGGUUUUAACGGCCGUCCUCGGCACUGGCCUGAUCCACCUGCCCAAGGAAGAAGACCUCGAGGAGCAGUGCGCCCCGAUAGGGAGCCCCGCCAAGGCUGAGCGACGCUUCGUGCAGGGACAUUUCACCGCCAACGACUCCAGUCUCUUCUCCAUCGCCAGGAAGAGCACCGAGGCCAAUUAUGCUUCCAGUCUAGUGGUCUCCAACACCAACUCGCUGCUGGAACAAGAAACCUUAUCAGAAAUUAGUGAAGUGGACGACGCGGUUCAGGCUUUGACUGUGACACAGGCCAGCGGAACCCAGAUCCUCUGCAGUGAGGUGUACUCGAAGAACCAGGGCUACUGUGUACCCUCCAACCCACUAUUGUUCGCCUGGAAAACGAACAGUGUCCUCAGCCUGAAAAACAUCACCUUCCCCAUCCACAGCCUAGCCGGCCAGGUCGUGUACCUGGCCAGAAUCCUUGGAGGAACUGUGUUAGGCGAGAGCAUGGGACUGAGCCAGUUACUCCUGGAGGCCAAAACCAUGCGGCUGCAGUACUACCUGAAGACUGGCGAAGGAGAGGACGGUGAACGUAGCAAGGCGUGGCUGAGGCACUUCCUGAACCAAGUUGGCAACCUUGGAAAGAGUCUGGCCUUGAAGAAGACAGAGGUGGUCUACUUUACAUCACUUUCUAGACAACUGGAAUUUGAGGCAACUUCUAUGACAGUGAUCCCCUUGUUUCACUUGGCAUACCUUCUAAUCAUAUUAUUUGCAAUCACAUCAUGCUACAGGUGUGACUGUAUACGAAACAAAAUGUGGGUUGCAGCCUUUGGAGUGAUUUCUGCUGCCUUGGCAGUGGUGAGUGGCUUUGGCCUGAUGUUGUAUAUUGGGGUGCCAUUUGUGAUCAUAGUUGCAAAUUCACCAUUUCUUAUUCUAGGCGUUGGGGUCGAUGACAUGCUUAUCAUGAUUUCUGCCUGGCAGAAGACCAACCUCAUGGAUAGCAUAAAAGAACGGAUGUCCAAUGUCUAUUCAAAAGUGGCAGUGUCCAUUACAGUCACCACCAUCACCAACAUCCUGGCCUUCUCUACAGGAAUUAUAACCUCUUUCAGGUCCGCCUAUACAGGAACAACCCUCCUCUUUUGUUAUUUUUAUAACAUCACCUGUUUUGGAGCAUUUAUGGCCCUGGAUGGUAAGAGAGAGGUAGUUUGUCUACGCUGGUUGAAGAAACCAGAAACUCCUGACCAAAAACGUUCCUCAUUGAAAAAGCCCUGCCGCCUCCCAUGUAAUUCUCUCCGAGACAAACAUAAAGCUGAUAUGCACCCAAUGAAUUUGUUCUUUAGAGACUAUUUUGGUCCUUUUCUCACAAGCACUGAGUCCAUUUUUGUAGUGCUUAUAUACAUUUUGUACAUCAUAAGUAGUAUAUACGGGUGUCUCCAAGUGCAGAAAGGUUUAGACCUCCGAAAUUUGGCAAGUGCUGACUCCUGCAUCACACCGUAAGAAGAACAUUUUUCAACUUAUGGUCCCAGGGUUAUGGUUAUUGUUACUGAAGCUCUUGACCGUUGGGAAGGAGAUGCUAGGCAAAAAUUGGAAAAGUGUCUUGUAGAUUUGGAAAACAGUGACUAUGUAGAUAAAAAUCUUACAGAGUUUUGGUUACGAGAAUAUGUGAAAUAGAUGGAAAACCACCAUCACGAUGUAAAUGAUAAGAUAACUUUUCUAAAAAAUAUUCCCAAUUUUGUAUUAGAUUCUCCACUUGUUAUGUAUGAUAUUAACAUUACAUCAUCACAGGAAAUCAUCUGUUCCCUGGCCUUCAUUCAGACCAUGGGUGUUUCUUCUCCAACCAGUAAGAAGCUGACGUUACUCCAGUUCUGAGACAUGGCCGAAAAGUGUGAAAUUCCCCUAAUGGUGUAUAGCCACGCGUUCAUAUAUUUUGAUCAGUAUUCUGCAAUACUAGAAAAUGCUGUUUGAAAUUCCACGGCCUCCCUCCUUCGCAGGAGCCAGGAUCUCGCUCUUGCACUCUGGGCAGCCCUUGCCGGCCACUAG
Molecule: messenger RNA, 2427 nt
Organism: Lipotes vexillifer (Yangtze River dolphin)
Lineage: Eukaryota; Metazoa; Chordata; Mammalia; Artiodactyla; Lipotidae
Gene: PTCHD3
Product: patched domain containing 3
Cellular component (GO): membrane
Source: RefSeq, a predicted model, not a curated record